Molecule: messenger RNA, 348 nt
Organism: Microthlaspi erraticum
Lineage: Eukaryota; Viridiplantae; Streptophyta; Magnoliopsida; Brassicales; Brassicaceae
Source: the annotation of a GenBank genome assembly
AUGAACGCCCUUUCAGUCGAGUCACUUGAGUUCCUCGGAAGUUCAAUUCCAGAGAUGGCUUGGGAGCGUAAGUCUAAAGACGUUCCAGGGAGAGCUUUGGUCACAUGGACCGACAACAAGCGAAAGCGGGCAAACGGAGCGAAAAGGAAGUCGAUCGACUCACUCAGAGAUCGAUCGAUCCCAUACAAGAGAGUAGGGCCGAUCGAGCUGACGCAAGAGAGGAGGAUCGAUCGAGCUUAUACACGAGAAGCGAAUCGAUCGAUCCCAUUGUACGACGUACCACUCGAUCGAUCCCCUGCAUGCAUACGUCGUCCAACUCCAGCCGUUCGAUCAAUCCCACUCAGAUGA